UGCCUCUUACUUGUACCCUUAUCUCAUCAUCCAUUCACACAGUAGUUUAAGAACUUCUAGCUAAGAAAAAUGGCAAAGCAGACAAGUUUCUUUCCACUGCUAGGCUUCCUUGUCAUUGGAUUUCUUUGUUUCAUUUGUCUACCUGCUGAGGCUGCCCUUAAGAAAUAUCAGUUUGAUGUUCAAGUGGCAAAUGUGAGCAGAUUGUGCCAUGCAAAACCAAUUGUUACAGUUAAUGGGAGAUUUCCCGGGCCAACUAUAUAUGCUAGAGAAGGAGAUAGAGUUCAAAUAAAUGUUACUAACUUUGCACAGUAUAACUUGUCCAUCCACUGAUUUGGAGCAUUUGGAGGCCGAGUACAGAGGCAAGAGCA
Nicotiana tabacum (common tobacco) is the source of this 368-nucleotide messenger RNA. The record is from RefSeq and is a predicted model, not a curated record. NCBI's taxonomy places the organism in Eukaryota, Viridiplantae, Streptophyta, Magnoliopsida, Solanales, Solanaceae.